AUGGAAGGGGAGUGGCCCCCUGGGGGGGAACUCCUCUUCUACCUCACGGUCAGCCUUCUGCUUCAAGGAAGAGCCGACACUUUCACCAUCAAUUGCUCAGGGUUUGACCAAUAUGGGGUGGAUCCUGCUGCCUUCCAAGCAGUGUUUGACAGAAAGGCCUUUCGUCCAGUCAUCAACUACAGCAUCCCCACUCAUGUCAACAUCUCCUUCACCUUGUCUGCCAUCCUGGAAGUGGAUGUACGGCUCCAGCUUCUGACGUCAUUCCUGUGGAUUAAUUUGAUGUGGGACAAUCCUUUCAUCAGCUGGAACCCAGAAGAGUGUGUCGAAGUCAAUAAGCUCACUGUAUCAGCAGAAAACCUGUGGCUUCCAGAUAUCUUCAUUGUAGAAUCCAUGGAUGUGGAUCGGGCACCUACAGGUCUCUCCGCGUAUGUCAGCAGUGACGGUCGGAUCAAGUACGAUAGGCCAGUGCGGGUGACCAGCAUCUGUAACCUGGACAUCUUCUACUUCCCUUUUGACCAACAGAACUGCACCUUCACCUUCACUUCCUUCCUCUACACAGUGGACAGCAUGCUUCUGGGCAUGGAAAAGGAAGUGUGGGAGAUAACAGCUACGUCUCGUGACGUCAUUCAGACCCAGGGAGAGUGGGAGCUCCUGGGCAUCAACAAGGCCACCCUAAAGAUGUUGGUGGGCAGCAAUGUAUAUGACCAGAUCACGUUCUAUGUGGCCAUCAGGCGCAGGCCCUUCCUCUAUGUCAUAAACCUUCUGGUGCCCAGUGGUUUUCUGAUGGCCAUUGAUGCCUUCAGCUUCUUCCUGCCUGCAGAAAGCGAGAACCGUGCCCCAUUCAAGAUAACCCUUCUGCUGGGCUACAACGUCUUCCUGCUCCUGAUGAAUGAGUUACUCCCUGCCAGUGGCACCCCCCUCAUCAGUGUCUACUUUGCUCUGUGUCUGUCUCUGAUGGUGCUCAGCCUGCUGGAGACCAUUUUCAUCACCUACCUGCUACACCUGGCCACCACUCAGCCCCCACCUAUGCCCCGGUGGCUCCAUUCCCUGCUUCUGCACUGCACCAACCCAAUGAAAUGCUGUCCCACUGCACCCCAGAAGGGAAACAAGGGUCUGGGUCUCGCCCCUGCCCACCUGCCUGGUCUGAAGGAGCCUGUGGAGUUGGUGGGGAAGGUGCCAGGCCCCCGAGAGGCAGAGUUAAAUGGGUGCCCUGAGUCAACAAGGGGCCAACAGGAAGAUGAGGCCCAGAAGCAGCACUUGGCCAGCCUGUGGGUACAGUUCAGCCACAUGAUGGACACCCUGCUGUUCCUCCUCUACCUGAUUUUCAUGGCCACCUUCAUCACCUCCAUCAUCGUCCUCUGGAGCACCUAGGCUGACAUCCACGUCCAUCUCUCCCUGCAAACCACAGUUUGAGUUUCUCCUUGUAUUAGGGCCAGCCAAACCCUGACCUCUUUCAUAAUCUUAGCCACUUCUCCAGUGACUACCAUGUCCUCUUCUAUAUUCUCAAAACUUCAACACAGCCCUACCGAGUAGGUUCAGAACAGCCAUAGUCCUCUCGUAUUCCAUGGUCAUCAUUCCUGCACAAGUUUAGUGUUCCUCAGCCACACCUAACUUAACUCUGACUUCCUUAUCAAUUGAGGUCCAGGUCAGUGCAGUCUCUCCUUGAUUG
Myotis brandtii (Brandt's bat) is the source of this 1669-nucleotide messenger RNA. It is a transcript of the gene HTR3C, whose product is annotated as 5-hydroxytryptamine (serotonin) receptor 3C, ionotropic. The record is from RefSeq and is a predicted model, not a curated record. Gene Ontology annotation, cellular component: synapse; membrane; neuron projection. The coding region runs from base 1 to 1371 and encodes 456 amino acids. Gene Ontology annotation, biological process: nervous system process; regulation of membrane potential; chemical synaptic transmission. Gene Ontology annotation, molecular function: extracellular ligand-gated monoatomic ion channel activity; neurotransmitter receptor activity; transmembrane signaling receptor activity. The transcript has 9 exons. Lineage: Eukaryota; Metazoa; Chordata; Mammalia; Chiroptera; Vespertilionidae.